GAUUUUAAAAAUUACAAACCACAAAGAUGGCGACGACCAGCAGUGGUACAAAAAACCCAGAUACAGACGAGAAGAACAUUGAGAAAUGUUCGAUUUUAACACCAAACCAAACAAACAGUACAGAAGAAAAAUCUCCCAAUGAGCUUUUACAAAUGUCAAUGGAAGAAUUUUAUAGAGAUCGACCAAUAUUGAUCAGCAACCUGCCAGUGACUGCAAAUGAAGAUGAUCUAAAUGUACUUUUGGGCGCAUACAUAGCAAAGAGCAUAGAAAUAAUUCCUGGUCAAAGAAAAGCCCUGGUUGUACUUGAAAGUGGAAAUGAAAUUGAACAGUUGUUGCUAGAUUUACAAAACACCAAAUUCCAGGACUGUGUAAUAAGUGUAGAUCGAUGUGAAACAGAGAAACUUCUGUGCUGUGCACAUCUACCUUGUGAUUACACUCUACAAAAAUUCCGGGCUCUUGUAUCACCGUUCUGCACUGUCAAAAAAUGCUUCCUCUACAGGGGUCAAACAACAAAUGACUUUAAAUGGUAUGGUGUGGUGGAAUACAGUGCUGCCCUCAGUCAGAUCGCGAGCAUCCGCAUGGAACUGGAUUGGCGAUCUGUAGAAGGACACCAUGUGCAUUGUGAUUUUCUGGACAAGAGUCUCUCCUCCUACAGGAAACUGAACUCCAAAUGUUUGUUUGUGGACAAUCUGCCCAAGGAUUUUACCAACACUUCAGAGUUUAGAGAUAUUUUCAGUGCAUCAUCUAGUCCCCUUUACUGUCAGAUUGUAAUCAAAGAUGGAAAGUCCUUGGGUUAUGGAAUCAUUGAGUAUCGGUCUUGGCAAGAAGCUGAAAAAUCUGAAAGACACCUAAAUGGCCACAAGAUUUUGGAUGUGCCAAUGAGAAUCACGUACUGUAUACCAGGGAUCUCAGCUGUUACAAUCUGUGCUCGACUUAUGAGUAAAUUUGACAAUCCGGCAGAGACGGUGUGUAAACCAAGCUUGCUGCCAGACCCUGUCCAUCCCUGUAAGGAGUUACUGUGUAACCCUCUGGUUCAGCGCCUGGCAUCUCAACACCCUACAUUGAUGACGAAAUUUGAAGAGGCAUUACAAAAGAUGCAUAAAACCUAUGUAAAACAAUUGACCUCCAAUCCAGAAAAACCAGGUUUGCUGGGCCCUGCUCCUGUUAUGCCUUUAAGUCCUUUGAUGACAGUCACUGUUCAGCUGGGGCUGUUUAUUCUGUUGGCAUUCCAGUUUCAAUUGCAAGCUCCCAGUAAUCAGUUCUUUGAUGUGGACCUCACAGAUUUGAUGUCAAAGAAAGUCAAUAAUAACCAGUCAGAGAAGCCAUCAUUGCUUGGAGAUCCCUAUGCCUCUCAGUCCAACAUUAUUCUACAGAGUCUACUCUCCAAAUUGUCCCCAGGAAAACCCAGUCAGUCUCAUGCUGGUUCUGAUGUCAGCUCAAUGUUAAUGUCUGUGUCACAAAACUUACAGAACAUUGAUGUGGGCGGCCUUAUGAAUAUAGGACAGAUUGCUGGACAAUUAGGUCAUGAGAUAGGCUUUUCCUCUGUGGAAGUUCCACCACUCAUGGAUAUGCCAUUAAAAAAUUCUAAAGAGGGAUUACUAGGAGCAGCACCUCCAGAAAUUCUUGGAUUAGUGCAUAGAGGCCAAGUACCAAAGAAGAGCUUGUUUUCCAAUCAGAGCAGUCCAGAGGGGGAUGUUAAACAGUCCCUCCUUGGAGAACCCCCUCAGAACUUAAUACAGAACUGGGCAUCUAAGCCUAAAAGUGGAGGUCUUCUGCCAAAUCCAGAUGCUGCACAUAGUCACCAAAUAAAAUCACAGGGAGGAAAAAGAGAACAUGAUGAAUAUGAUCAGUACUAUGGAUACCGCAGGGGAGGUACACCUCAGGAAGAAGGUGGAUAUUACAGUUCUAACUAUCAGCAUCCUGAAAAUGCUUAUGAAGAAAGUUACAACUACAACCAAGAUCAGCGUUACAUGGAUAUAGCAGCUAAAGCAGCUGCAUACGCAGCCUAUAACCAGCCUAGCUAUAAUUACAGCAGUUAUAGUGGGCAAGAUGAGUCCUAUAGCUCGGGGUAUGGCAGUGUGUCAGGGCAGGAAUACGAUGACUCGUAUAGUUAUAGCAGUACUGAUUACAGCUAUAAGGGACACACAAUAGAGGCUCCGCCCACUCAGUACUCAACAGCUCCUCCUACGAACUCUGGCUACGAACAACUUCAUCCUCCCGGUACAUCCACAAUGGAGCGCCCGCCUUACCCAACGAAAGAUUAUCACCAUCCAAUGUCAACACCAUCAUAUAAUGAACCGAUACAGCCUCCUUCUAAAAGCAGUCAACCUCUACUGAAAACACCACAAGGCCAGAAGAGGAGUCUCAGUCAAUUGUUACCUCCCCCUGAGCCCAGUCCUGAUGGGGACUACGUGGGACAACAUUCACAGGGCAUCGGGGGUCAUUAUGCCACAUCAUACGCCAAUAAACGUCAGAAAGUGUCCCACACAAGACUGAUGAUGCAGUAUUGAUCACUAUUUUUUAGCUUUUGGUAGAUCAUCUGAAUCAUUAAGGUGAUCUAUUGUAACCUGUUAUGUCUGUUAUUGUGCAUUAACAUCCGACCAUUUUCAACUCUCAGACCUCCCUAUAUUUUUUUUUAAUGUGGUUACUACUGGGUAAAGGGUACAAAAAAUCCCUGAGACUGAGAGACAGGAACAAAAUCUAAACAAAAAAUUCUCUAUAUAAAGUCUUGUUUAUUUAAGAAAUAAAUGUCAUUUUUUAAAAUACACAAGGGUAUGACUUGCAAUGCUGCAUGCCGGCAUACUUCAUGAAGUGCGUUAGCUGCCUACUUUCAUUUCUAUCAGAAUUCCCAGUCUUUAAAAUAGACAUACCCUAUUUAUCAAGAUUCAUAAGCACAUUGUUCACAAUAAUCCAAGAUUCCUCCGACUCUUAUCCCUGCUUUUAUAUUGACAUGUCUGCACAUGUCACAAUUAAAAAGUGGGGGCAAGAGUCAAAUGAAUCUCGGAAUAUGAUAACAACCAAAGUGCAUUCAUGAGGAAAAGGCUUUAAUUAAAAUAUGUAAAGAUAUCAAAUGCAAAAAUAUUGGAAAUGUAAAUACUUAUGGACAUCUAGCAAAUAUAGCAUGUGUAUAGUUAUAAUGUCAGAGUAUGGAUACCUCUACAAAAAUUAUGAAAUUCCUGGUCAGGUUCUGAUGGGCUCUGUGGAUCAUAUCAUGAAAAAAAAAAUCUUUUGUAAACAGUGAACAAUCAAACUGAAUUCAUGAUUAUAAUGAUAAAAGGGGGUGGGGGUGAAGGGUGUCUAUCAAAACUGAAAUUCAUGGUCCUUGUCAGGGAUCCUGGUUGUAGGGCAGGACUUUUGUAUAAAUGAGGGAGGCAAUUUCCAGAAAUAAUGCAGAUACUGAUUUGAAUUCAAAGUAUCUUGUACAUAAUAUUUCAAUGCAUUUUUAAUCAUGUUAGGAAGACAUAUGUUUGAGGAGAUAAGUUUCAUUUUGUUUUGAAUAUGUUGGUCCUGAAGGUAGCAUGUAUUUGUUUAAUGAGAUAUUAUCAACUAAAUUUAAAACUGGUACAGUAAGGAAGCUUCUUUUUUCAAAUAUAUAUUUGUAAAGUGACGUACAGCAAACACCUAUUGUGUUUUAUUUUAGUUGCAUUCCUUUAGAAGGAAUUGUGCUAUCUAUUUUGUUAGAAGAUUUACAGACUUUUAUGUUACACAAAGGGUUUUACAUUUUGAGUAAUUUUAUGUCUUCUGUUAUGAUUGGAUUAUUAGGUAUGUCAGUAUAUUUUAUGCGCUUUUGUUUUAAAAGAGACUAUGGGAUAUUUUUUUAAGGGGUGGGUAGGGAGAAUGAUUCCUAAAUAUUAUUCUGUCUGUUUCUUUGUCUUUCCUCAACUAUAACUUUGGUCAUAACUUUUGAACUGUACAAUGUAGAGACAUCAUACUUGGUGAAAAGGAAGGUCAAGUUUAUAUUUACUUGACCAUUUAAGGUCAAAGGCAUCCACAAAUUCCAAGGUAAUUUAAUUUGACCAUGUUCAGUGAACUGUACUGCAUCUCGUGUCCUUAAAAAUAUUAUGUAUUUGAUGUGGCAAUACUUUAUACUAACAAUGAUUUGAAUUCUGAGUAGAUUAUGCAUAACAUAUAUAUAUAUAUUUGAGUUAUUUGAAUAUGUGGUAUUUUAGGAAUGAUAAACAAUACCGGUACUUUAUAUGUAAUUGGUCAUGAAAAAAUGUAAAUCAGGUAAAAAGUUCUCUCACUCCUAAAGUUGGUUUUUAUUUUUCACAUGCUGUAAAUUUCAUGUAGUUGCAUGAAUGAAUGAGGUGCUUUGAGAAUAUGUAAUCAUCAACAGUUAUUGCAGUUAUUUUCCAUUAUUGUACAUGAGAAAAUUUUCAGUUUAUAUAUAGUUGUUGAUUUUGUAGGGUGUGUAUGUGUAACAUUUACAUGAUACAGUUGUAGUAGUAAAAAGCUUUUAAUAUUUUAGUUGCCAGUACAACUCCCACAAGUUUCACUGUGAAAUCCUAUUAGGCAGCUCAAAGUUCAUGUUAUUGGCAUACAAGUCCUUUUAUUGAGUGCUGUGUACUUAUAAAUUUGUUGGCACUCAGGGACCAACAAAAUGUGCAUAUGCAUCAGCACAAUUUUCAUUAUGGUCCUACAUUAGAGUAUUAUUGUAUUUUCAUCAACAUCUGUUUAAAAUCACAUCUUUUGUUACAACUUGCAGGCAACCCAAACCCAAACCUGGGCAUUCAAAAUAACCACACAUAUGGUAUUAUUAGUUUAAGAGAGAAUUUCUUUGUGGGAGGAGGUUUGGGUGGUAUGGAAUUCCAAAACAUGAAGACCAGUUGGAAACUAUUACAGAAGUGAAAGCAAAGUACACCAUGUUGCUUUUGAAAGAUAUUUAUAAAUAUAAAAAAAUUAGGGGGGGGGGGGAGGGUAUAUAUUUAUAGAAUAGUGCACUCAAAAGAGAUAUGAUGUUGAGAGCACUGCAUUUGAAUUUUAUCAUUGUGUACAAUUCAAAACAUUUACAAACUGUCAAUACAACCAAUUCUGGUGAUGUUAUACCAUUUUUUUGAGGGAGGAUAUAAUGCUAAACAUACAUGUAAAUUCUCCAUAGUGGUAUGCUAAAUUCAAGACUCAGCAUAAUUGGUGAAGAAUACUUUAAGAGAAAACAUGCCAUAUUUAUAUUUUGCAUUUUGGUGAUUUUCAAAUUGUAGAUUUGGUAUAAAAGUAUGUUUUUUGAUUUUUCUUAAGUAUUCAUGUUUUAUGUUCAAAAUGUAAUCAAUAUAAUCAUCUAGGACUUUGUUUAAUGUCUCCAUACAUUUUCAUUAUUUGUUGUAUACAUUCUGAAUAUUUGUAAUUAAUGUAAUUGUAAAUAAGAAAGUGAUUGUAUUGGUAAAUAGCUAAAUCAGCAGAUACAUGAUAUAGAAAUUUCUUAACCCAAAUCAUGCUUGGAAUACUUGUUAACAUUAGAGUGUAAUUUUACUUUCUGUUUAACAGAAGACAUAUUUAUGAUGGAUGUGUGCUCUUCAAACAAUAUUCCAUAAAAUCCAUGCAUACUAAAA
Molecule: messenger RNA, 5546 nt
Organism: Ostrea edulis (European flat oyster)
Lineage: Eukaryota; Metazoa; Mollusca; Bivalvia; Ostreida; Ostreidae
Product: ribonucleoprotein PTB-binding 1-like
Exons: 16
Coding region: 27-2510 (827 amino acids)
Cellular component (GO): cytosol
Molecular function (GO): mRNA binding
Source: RefSeq, a predicted model, not a curated record